Messenger RNA from Marasmius oreades (fairy-ring Marasmius), 1798 nucleotides. RefSeq lists its product as uncharacterized. Lineage: Eukaryota; Fungi; Basidiomycota; Agaricomycetes; Agaricales; Marasmiaceae. The transcript is spliced from 10 exons. The coding region runs from base 75 to 1616 and encodes 513 amino acids. Gene Ontology annotation, biological process: transmembrane transport. Gene Ontology annotation, molecular function: transmembrane transporter activity. The record is from RefSeq and is a predicted model, not a curated record.
GAGGGCAUUAGUAUUUAUAGCGCCCCUCCACUCAGGAAGACACCUUCACACCCACCUCUUGCUGCCACUAGACAAUGCAAGAGAGAAAAUCUACAGAAAUUGCGACACGUGCACUUGAUCAUCCCCGAUGCAAUCCCGAUUCGGAGAUAGCUGAACAGGUUGACAUUAGCCCGAAUGAAACCAGCAAACGUCCAUACAGCGUUUAUACCAGACGGGAGAAAUGGGUAGUGGUUAUCAUGAUUGCUGCUUCAGGUCUUUUCAGUCCUCUUACGUCAAGUAUUUAUUUCCCUGCGAUUCCGACCCUCUCUGUAGCGUUCAAUAAACCGGUGGAGCUAAUUAAUCUUACGGUGACGAUGUAUAUGGUUUUUCAGGCGAUAUCGCCAAUGUUCUUUGGCACUCUUGCGGAUGCCGUGGGACGAAGAUUGAUCUAUGCGUCUUGCUUGUUGAUUCUCUCUCUCUCGUGUGUAGGAUUGGCACUUGUUCCGGUAAACGCUUACUGGUUGUUGUUGCUACUUCGUUGUUUCCAGUCGGCGGGAUCAGCUAGCACUAUUGCAUUAGGUUCGGGUGUCAUUGGCGAUAUCGCAGAACCUGCAGAACGAGGCGGAUUCUAUGGAAUAUUUCAAAGCGGUCCUGUAUUUGGUCCCGCCAUAGCACCAAUUAUCGGUGGCGCGUUGGCAGGAAGUUUGGGUUGGAGGUCAAUAUUUUGGUUUUUGUGCAUCGCGGCCGGUGUCGCCUUCAUUGCCAUCAUAUUGUUUCUCCCGGAGACCCUACGAGCCAUAGUAGGGGAUGGAAGCAUUAUUCCACCCCGCUAUCUGCGUCCAGUGAUUCCAAUCAUCGGUCGAAAACACACUCGCCACGAUGCCCCUUCGGAUCAGGCCCUACCACAGAAGAAAAAUUUCCGAAAUCCUUUAGUGUUGCUGAAACAACCCGACAUCUUCAUCCUCUUGUUCUUCAAUGGCUUCGUUUGUGCCGUUUUUUACUCUGUUACCGCCACGAUCUCCACUCUUUUUGCCCAAGCAUAUCCUUUUCUCACCGAACUACAGUUGGGUCUCUGUUUCCUCUGCAUCGGUGGUGGAACGUUUUCUGCGACUGUUUUCUGCGGAAGAAUGCUGGACUUGAGUUAUCGUAGAACAGCUAAAAAUCUCUAUCCUGAUCUUGACCCUUUGGAGCGCAAAGAUAGAGCAAAGAGAGAUGAUCAAUUCCCUAUCGAACAGGCCCGACUCGAAUUCGUUUCUUAUUCCAUGAUCGUGUUCGUUGGCGUUGUUCUCGGAUACGGGUGGUCCGUUGAAAACAGGGUUCAUAUUUCAGUUCCGUUGAUCCUCCAUUUUUUUGUUGGAUUUUGUUCCAUGAUUGUCAUGACUACUGCAAGUACCCUCUGCAUUGACCUCGUCCCGGAUCAAAGUUCUUCAAUCGCAGGUUGUAAUAAUCUCGUUAGGGGUAGUCUUGGGGCCACUCUCGUGGCAGUUAUAGACCUGCUUACGAGGAAAUUGAGUCCCGGCUGGACAUAUGUGCUUCUAGGUGGCGUAUGUGCCCUCCUGACCCCUUCUAUCUAUGUGGUGAUGAGGAUAGGACCCAGGUGCCGUGCUAAGAGGCGUGCGCGGCAGAACGAUCCUUGAUGUGGGCUUUGAAACGUACUGAGUAGCGACGCCACGAGCAAUGGUAUCAUCAAGCGAUGGGAUAAAUGGGUUCCAUUUUUUAAAAUUAAGCUGCAAGUUAUGAGAUUGCAGCCUGGCCUCAGUAGGCCCGGACAGUCUUGUUACUGUACAUACUGAGAUUUACAUGAAUAAUUACUUCCAUC